UUUUGGUUUAGUUAGAAUUUUCACUUUCGCCGCCAAAGCGUUGUAAAAUUCAAUUUAUUUGGUUUGUGUAGUGUGUAUAAUUGUACCUAAUUAAAACUACCGCACCAAGCAAUAAAGAACUUAGACAAACGCUUUGUUUCUCCCUGUGAAGUUAUGAAAAAUGGAGAUAAAUAGUCCCCAUAAAAAGCGCGCAAAGUUACAGAAUGAAGAUAAGAAGAGGGCCAAUGAAAAUGAAUCUAGCCAUUCCAAACGUAUUAAACCUGAUGAUGCAGAAAUAGAUGAAGAUUCUCAUCGGAAGAAAAUACUGGCCAUGAAGAAAAAGAACUUUAUAACCACUUGCAAACAAGUAUCCUCUCAGGCUUACUUUGACCACAAGGCGCGAUUCCAAUUAGUUUACACCCCAAGUUGUAUGAAGGGAACAGCAUGCAAACACCAUCUAAUGCCAGCAAAACCAAUUCCUGGGUAUGCUGAAGAGUCAUUCAAAAUAGAAGUGAAGACCAACAUGUGGUGCGAGGCUCUGGAGGUAUGUCGGCUCUGCAUCACCCCGCACCAGUAUCUCACAGCCAAUGUGUUGAAAGAUGUUGUGGAAAUUAUUCUGAAUGCCCAUGAGGACCCUGACAUGAACUACUCUGUGCCAAGUCUAAUAGAAGAAUGUCAGCAAAUACUGUCUCAAAACUUCAGUUCACACCCACCAUGCCUUUCUAAAGGCAUCAGAAAGUGCUACAUCACUUUCCUCACAUCACCUAUGGAGUUAAAAGAAAACACAUUUACCAAUAGAACAGAGUUUGGCUGUGAUAAAGGCUUAGUUAAAUAUUGUUGGAACCGGCUAGAAUAUGAAGUUAGUUCUUUUAGCAAGGAUGGGCCUUUGUUGGACCGAUGUGAGAACACACCCUCUGAAAUGGUGAAGAGUGUGAAGGGUCUUCACUGGCAGAAGGAGAAGUUUGAGAUAUAUGAGCUGUUGGACAGAACAGCAAGGAUCGGCCGGCUGAUGGCUGUCUUGGAGAGUGUGGUAGAGCUGCUACAGUUUGACUUGGCUAUUUGGCAUUCCAGAUAUACCAACAACCAAGGCCGCCACAUAAUGAGAUCCCACAAGCCUCUCCUGGCAUUUAUCUUGUGGUCUGACAAUGUCCUGUACACUGGAGCUUGCAACAAUAAUUGUCGGCAGAUACUGAAGUUAUUUGUACUCUUUGUCCAUUUGGGGUACCCAAAGUGUUAUGUGGAUCUUAUGCUUACUUGGCUGAAAUUGAUUGUUCAAGUUUUCUACAUCUGUGAGAGCAACUCAAACAGUGACUUUCCAAAUACAGGAAAAUAUUGCAUAAAAUUUGCCAGAGAGUUCUACAAGAUUAUUGCAGAUCUUCCCAAUGAAAGUGUAACCAAAGUACUAGAAGCAAUACAACCUACCUUUAUGACAUACCUAGUUGGGAUUCUUCACCUGAAGUCAAUACUAUCGACCAAAGAGGAUGAGAUUUUAAAAAUUAUGAUUGAUUUUGUAAAGAAAUCUGCAUGGACGGAUUUACCAGAUAGCGAUCCUAAAACGAAAAUUGGAGUUAUUAAUCCUGUAAGAGCCCAACCAGUCCGGAGAAAAUUAAGAUUCUUGAUUAAAAAGAUUAAGAAAACUGUAAAAAGUACACCAUGUAAUGAUGAUAAAAUGUGUUUCCCUAAGCAUGAAGAGGGUAAGGGAAAUUGUCAACAUCUGAAUGAUCAAAUGCAUGUUGUUCAGACAUUGUAUAUAACAUUGCAAGCUUUUCUUGAUGCAUACUGUGUUGAGGAUUUCCAAGAAAAGCUGGAAACUCUAAAUGAUAAAGUAGAUCAAAAUGAAAACCUGAGCUUGGAUGAUGGUGACCUAUCAAAUGACAGUUCCUACAAUGUAUCAGAAGGAUUUAUCAAGAAGUACAGGUCUAUUUACCAAAUGCUACAAGAGUUAGCAAUGUUGUUACACAGUUUGAAAAGUAAGAAUCAAAUGCCAGACAUUUUAAAAGUGUUUAGUAAUGUUCCUUUGCUAGGAUUGUGACGAAGCUAAUUUCCUAUAAGAAGUUGUUGAAUUAGAUAAGAUAAGACUAUUGUGUUAUUUUUUAUUCUGAUUAUAAAAAUAUUUUGCUAUUCA
Messenger RNA from Plutella xylostella (diamondback moth), 2104 nucleotides. RefSeq lists its product as uncharacterized. The record is from RefSeq and is a predicted model, not a curated record. Lineage: Eukaryota; Metazoa; Arthropoda; Insecta; Lepidoptera; Plutellidae.